UACUAAUUAUGUAUUAUUUUUAACAUUAUAAUUCGACUGUACUAUAAAAUGGCGCUGGAAAAAAAAGAGGCAAAUGUGAGGUCUGCUUAGCGGCACACACAGUGGGCACUUCCAGAAUAAAACAAGGUGAUUUUCUGAAUUGCACUCAAGCUCAGCUACGUGCAGAGAAAAGCUUAACUCAACCUUCCUUUGAACCUCCUCAAGUAAGAUUUCAGCAGGUGGCAUCAUAGUUUGAAAUGAAAAGGGUGAUCAAAAGCUCAUCCGAUAGAGCACUGACCUCAAGAGGAAUAAGUACACUACUUCAAGUAACUUCGUUUCAUGUACCAACGUAGUAGGGUACAUGGAGAGACAGCCAUGACGCUAUGCUGUGGGCUUAGAUCAUUCUUCCAGUUUUUCAAAACGCCAGUUUAUCAUCAGCAAACAAAACCUAGGACCUUGAGGCAUGUCUACUUCAGAAGCCUGGCAUCAGCAUCAAGCCUGUCAGAUUCAGUGGAACUUUUUGGGAAACUCUACCCUCGAGAUGACUACACCAACGUCACCCCCAAAAUACUCUCCAAAGUGGGGAAGAACUUGCACAACCAGAAAUACCACCCAUUGUGGCUGAUUAAGGAGCGGAUUAAAGACCAUUUCUAUAAACAAUACAUAGGCCGCUUUGGGAACCCAUUGUUCUCAGUCUACGACAACAUGUGUCCUGUGGUAACCAUUGAGCAGAACUUCGAUAGCUUGUUGAUCCCAUUUGACCAUGCCAGCAGAAAGAAAGGAGACAACUACUACUUAACUUGCAACCACAUGCUGAGGGCACACACCUCUGCCCACCAGCGAGAUUUGGUGCGCUCCGGCCUUGAUGCCUUCCUGGUUGCUGGUGACGUCUACAGGCGGGACGAAAUCGAUAGCAGCCACUACCCUGUCUUCCACCAGAUGGAGGGUGUGCGUCUCUUCUCAAAUCACGAGCUGUUUGCGAAUGUCCCAGACGGAGAGGACCUGCAGCUCUUUGAGAAGAGUCCUCGCACUCCACAGAAGCAAGAAACUCACACACUGGAGGCAGUGAAACUAGUGGAGUUUAAUCUGAAGCAGACUCUUGGCAAACUCAUGACUCGCCUCUUUGGAGGAGGGCUUGAAAUCAGAUGGGUUGACUGCUAUUUCCCGUUCACGCACCCUUCUUUUGAAAUGGAGAUCAAGUUUCAGGGAGAGUGGUUGGAGGUACUGGGCUGUGGGGUGAUGGAACAACAGCUGGUGAAUUCAGGCGGUGCCCAUGAGAAGAUUGGCUGGGCGUUUGGUCUAGGGCUGGAGAGGCUGGCCAUGAUCCUAUACAAUAUCCCAGACAUCCGGCUCUUCUGGAGCAAGGACGAACGCUUUCUCAAACAGUUCCGUGUUUCCCACAUUGACCAGGAAGUCACCUUUCAGCCGCUGAGCAAGUACCCUCCUUUAAUCAACGACAUCUCCUUCUGGCUGCCCUCACAGGGCUACUCUGAAAAUGACUUCUAUGAUUUGGUGCGGUCGAUUGGAGGAGACUUGGUGGAAAAGGUGUCUCUCUUUGACCAGUUUACCCACCCAAAUGCUACAUAUAUCCUGCCUGCCGACUACCUUCAUUGCCUUGUGUGGAUCUGCAUGCAGCUCUUUUUUUUCCCUUCCAGGACAGAAAAGCUCAGCCACUGCUAUCGGAUCACAUACAGGCACAUGGAGAGGACUCUUACGCAGGAGGAGGUGCGAGUUCUUCAUAAGGCCCUUGAAAUAACAGCAGAGCAAGAGCUGGGUGUGGUGGGGAGGUACUAGCUGAGUUUCUACCAGUGGCAUCAAGCAACAUCUCUCAACAGCUGUAACAUCUUGGGAACAUCUGGAACCACCAGGGAAUCACCUGUCUCUUACCCUGGGGAUAGGUCUUUCACACCACACCCCUUUACACUGGGGAUAGGUCUUUAACACCACACCCCUUUACACUGGGGAUAGGUCUUUCACACCACACCCCUUUACACUGGGGAUAGGUCUUUCACACCACACCCCUUUACACUGGGGAUAGGUCUUUCACACCACACCCCUUUAUACUGGGGAUAGGUCUUUCACACCCUUUCUACAUUUUCCUUUUCAAUUAUUUUAUAUGUGUAUAGUAACUAAGAUCUUUCAGAUCUUCUACAUGAUCCAGUUCGGGGCACUACGCCUUAUGUAGAAACAGUGCUAAUAAAUUCAUUCUAGUAAAUCUUAUCAAAUAUUUACUGCUGUUCUUUAAUAGGUCUAUUGUUCUAUAUGAAAGAUGUACACAGUAUGAUGUAUGUGUAUUCUUUCAAUUAGUGAACACAAAUAGUUGUGUUUGAUGUGAUUUGUUGAAGAAGGAAAUCAAAGUGCAGCAUUGAACAUUGUUUGUGAAAUAAUAAGCUUAUAAGUUAUGUUAACUUUUGCAGCUAAUAAAUACCAUAAAAAAAUAAAAUACACAUUUGCCAAAAUCUUUACAUCUUUCUCAUAUCAGGCCUACGAAUGGGCAGUAAUAAGUAUGUGGUAAUAUUUAUUAGAAUUACUUUAAUAUAAGAAACCAUGUAAUAAAAGGCUCCUUGGCCUCAUACAUUAUGUCAGUUAUGUGGAUGUGGUGUGUGUAUACAGCGGCAAGUAACCUCCUUUUUUACUAACAACCAUGUUGAUUGUUUGUGUACUACUAACAAAAAGAAUGGACAAAGCAGUUAUUUCUGAUCAAUUUCUAUACAGCAGUUGGUCCCUUGGUGGUUGUACACUGUAAAAAAUGUUUUGUUUUUUUUUUGUAUGUGGCUACAUUUUACUGCAGACUCUUGAAAACUGCAUGUUUAAAAAUAUUUUCAAUAAAUGUAUUCAAAUAUGGCUCUGCAAUUGAUGAAUAAAUUAAAUGCCAAAUCUA
Acipenser ruthenus (sterlet) is the source of this 2860-nucleotide messenger RNA. RefSeq names its product phenylalanyl-tRNA synthetase 2, mitochondrial (gene fars2). Gene Ontology annotation, molecular function: phenylalanine-tRNA ligase activity; ATP binding; tRNA binding. Bases 319 to 1773 code for a protein of 484 amino acids. The record is from RefSeq and is a predicted model, not a curated record. Gene Ontology annotation, cellular component: mitochondrion; cytoplasm. Gene Ontology annotation, biological process: phenylalanyl-tRNA aminoacylation. The transcript has 10 exons. NCBI's taxonomy places the organism in Eukaryota, Metazoa, Chordata, Actinopteri, Acipenseriformes, Acipenseridae.